GGGCGGGCGCUCACGAGAGGCCCCGGAGGCGGGGCUCUGCUGGCUGCCCGGAGAGCGGCAGGUGCGCGGGCCGGGACUCCGGAAAUGCGAGCAGGCCCCUCGUUCUCCCGCUGGCCUUGGACACAAUGGUUUGACCUCCAAGAUGUUUAAAAUCUGGUAGAUAAGCCAGAUACUGUGUUGCCAUAACCCCUUGGCCCACAUUUAAGUGGGACUGCAGCUAGCUUGGAUGUCUGAAACUUUUUAGGCAUCUGUGUCUGAACCCUGGUCCCUGGCCUGAGGACUACUGAGAGCUGGUUAUUUGUGCAGGAUAGCCAAACAGCAAAAAUGUUUGCAAAGUUAAAGAAGAAAAUUGCAGAAGAGACUGCUGUUGCUCAGAGGCCAGGAGGUGCUACUAGGAUCCCACGGUCGGUGAGCAAGGAAUCCGUUGCCUCUAUGGGAGCUGACUCAGGAGAUGACUUUGCUUCUGAUGGAAGCAGCUCCAGGGAAGAUAUUUCAUCCCAGCUUUUCAGAAGAAAUGAACAGAUCCGCAAGUUAGAGGCCAGACUUUCUGACUAUGCUGAACAGGUCCGAAACUUGCAGAAGAUAAAAGAGAAGCUUGAAAUUGCCUUAGAAAAACACCAGGAUUGUACGACAUUUACUGACCAGAAAAACAUCAUUCCCCUUAUGAUGAAUAAUUAUGAUACCAAUGAAUGGUCAGAAAAGAUGGAUCAACUUGAAAAGGAGAAGAGAUUUGUGACAGCUCAGUUACAGGAAAUGAAGAACCAAAGUUUGAAUCUUUUCCAAAGGAGAGAUGAAAUGGAUGAAUUAGAGGGGUUUCAGCAGCAGGAACUGAGUAAAGUAAAGCACAUGCUUUUGAAAAAAGAAGAAAGUCUGGGGAAAAUGGAGCAAGAAUUGGAGGCAAGAACCAGAGAACUUAGUCACACCCAGGAGGAGUUGAGGACCUCGAAUCGGAUGUCAUCAGACUUAAGCCAGAAGCUAGAAGAAUUGCAGAGACACUACUCAACGCUGGAAGAGCAGAGAGAUCAUGUAAUAGCUUCAAAGACAGGUGCAGAAAAUAAGAUCAUAGCCCUGGAACAGAAGGAACAAGAGCUCCAAGCACUCAUUCAGCAGCUGUCUAUUGAUUUGCAAAAGGUCACUGCGGAAACUCAAGAGAAGGAAAAAGUGAUCACGCAUUUGCAAGAGAAGGUUGCAUCCUUGGAGAAGAGACUUGAACAGAACUUAUCAGGAGAAGAGCAUGUUCAAGAACUCUUGAAAGAGAAAACAGUUGCUGAGCAAAAUUUGGAGGAUACCAGACAGGAGCUCUUAGCAAUAAGAAACAGCCAAGCCAAGGCCAUUAACACUCUGGAGUCUCAGGUGAAAGAAUUAGAGCAGACCCUGCUGGCCUCUGAGGAGCAGUUGAAGCAGAGCAGGGAAGUCGCAGCUGCCCAGGAAGCGCACAUUCGGGAGCUGGCCGCCACCAAUAAGGAGAGCAGCCAUGCACAACAGCAGGCCCUGGCUCGGGAGAAGCAGCAUAUGGAGCAUGCCCAGGCCCUGGAGGCCCAGAUUGCCUCCCUGGAGAGAGCACAGGCCUCCAAGCAGGCCACUGCAGAGCAGGGGAUGAGAGAACUAGAGCGAGAAAAUGCAUCCCUUAAAGAAAGCAGGAAUGAAUGUGAACGUGCUUUACAACAUCACCAGUUUGAACUAAAGAAGCUAAAGGAGGAAUGGAGCCAAAGAGAAAUUGUGAGCGUGGCAAUGGCUCAAGCCCUGGAGGAGGUGCGGAAGCAAAGGGAAGAGUUCCAGCAACAGGCUGCUAACCUUUCAGCCAUAAUAGAUGAGAAGGAGCAGAGUCUACAGGAAAAAGCUGAAGUGCUUCUCCAGAAAGAGCAGGAGAUUCUCCAGCUGGAGCAGGGUCACAAUUCUGCCCUGCUGCAGAUGCACCAGCUGCAGAAUGAGCUGGAGGCCCUGCGGAGUCUGCGGGAGGAAGAGGCCUCGGCCGCCAUAGAACAGGAGGACUUGUUGAGGCUGCAGGGCCCGGGGCAGAGUGAGGUGCUAUCAGCCAGCGAGCUGAGUGUGACCUCAAAGGCCAUGCAGGACCCCAUGUACCAGCUUCCAGCUGUAGGAAGAACACCAAAUGGUGAGGUUGGGCAUGUGGAUCUUGGGCAACUACAGAAGGAAAAACAAGACUUGGAGCAGCAACUUGCAGAGAAAAAUAAGACCAUAAAGCAGAUGCAGCAGCGGAUGCUGGAACUCAGAAAGACUCUGCAGAAGGAAUUGAAAAUCAGACCCGAUAAUGAGCUUUUUGAAGUCCGGGAGAAACCUGGACCUGAGAUGCCAAACUUGGCCCCUUCUGUCACGAACAAUGCUGACCUGACUGAUGCCCGCGAGAUCAACUUCGAGUACCUUAAGCAUGUUGUUUUAAAAUUCAUGUCCUGUCGAGAAUCUGAGGCUUUUCAUCUUAUAAAAGCUGUGUCUGUGUUGCUGAACUUUUCCCAAGAGGAAGAGAAUAUGCUCAAGGAAACCCUGGAAUAUAAGAUGUCAUGGUUUGGAUCUAAACCAGCUCCCAAGGGCAGCAUCCGGCCAUCUAUCUCAAACCCUCGGAUACCAUGGUCUUAGAGGGAACUACCCAAGGAUGGAGCUCCAUGGGUCAACACUUUUUCUGUGAAAAGAACACUGACACACCAGUCUGGGUGGGUUUUUAAUCACUGUUAACUGCAGUAUUUUGUACAAGCGUCUAAACAUUGUUUACAAGACUUAAGGCCCACUUCCCUGCAGGCUGACGUGAACCUCAGGGGGUAGCUGAUCCUAUGUUAUUCUGGUCACCAAACAGGAGGGUCCUGACACUACCCAGAUUUCCACAGUGCUGCUAACAUCUCAGCUUUGGCCCGCAGCCCAUCUGCACCUGAGUCCUCUUUUAAUGUUAGCACUCACAGCUGAAGCGGCAAGCACCUGUGAAGCAACAGCUUGCUCAUCACUUAGUGAUGAUGCUGGAGGUGGAGAUGCCCUUUGAAAUGGUGCCCAGCAGGCCAACCCCACCUGCUUCUGCCAGCAACAUACAACUCAAUGGGGGGGGGGGGCUUUUAAAAAUUCAGAUGAGUUAGAAGAGGCUUUUUGUCCCUUCCUCUCAAGAAAAUAUUAUUUCACCUUGUUUGUUAAACCGCCUAGAAUUUUAGAUGUGUACAUCUCUAAGGGCCAGUGUGGAUUAAUGAAGAAUAUGCAACUUUCUGGCAGUAUCUCCGUUUUACUUAAGAAAACUAGCAAAUAUAUAAAAAGAUUCUAAGUAUAGUACCAAAUACACUCAAUUGCCUUUUUAAUGAAUGUACUUGUCUUGGAUAGGUUGCUGGUAAACCAUUUUAAAACUAUUUUUUAUA
This is a messenger RNA of Otolemur garnettii (small-eared galago), 3347 nucleotides long. RefSeq names its product golgin A1 (gene GOLGA1). Bases 325 to 2592 code for a protein of 755 amino acids. The record is from RefSeq and is a predicted model, not a curated record. Gene Ontology annotation, cellular component: Golgi apparatus. The transcript is spliced from 23 exons. Lineage: Eukaryota; Metazoa; Chordata; Mammalia; Primates; Galagidae.